Molecule: messenger RNA, 1443 nt
Organism: Closterium sp. Naga37s-1
Lineage: Eukaryota; Viridiplantae; Streptophyta; Zygnematophyceae; Desmidiales; Closteriaceae
Source: the annotation of a GenBank genome assembly
AUGGCGUGCGGCGUCUUCGCGCUGCUGACCGGCAUCUACCGCGUCGCAUUCACAUCGGACCAGAAGCGCGCAGACUUGCUCGAAUUCUCCAUGCAGGUGCUGCAGGCGGCCGGUACCGUCGCCGCGUUGCUCCUGCACCCCACGCGCCUCGUCUACCUCCUCCGUCUCGUCCGCUGGCGGCCGUCCGAUGUGAUCAGCCUGCGGAAAGUCUUCUCGCGAGGCGACGCGGCGGUGGCGAAGCCUCACGAACGUCGCCACAUGGCAGUGGUGAUCGGGUUACUCAACAUCGCGUGCGUGAGCCAGUACGGAAUCUUCCUCUGCCUCUGCCUGCGCGCGCCCGCGGACCGCCGAAUCUUCCCCGUGCUUGUAUUUAUAUUCGGCGCGUUCGGCCUGGGCACUGUCGCGGGCGUUUACUUCCUGCUCUGCCCGCUCGGCCGCCAGCUUCAUGUUGAUGCCGCUCCGCCUGCGGCGCAUAAGCGUAGUGCGGGGACGGCGGACGGGGAUAACAGUACCGCGCGAGGAAGUCCGGCGGAGAAAGCCCGCGCGUGCGGUUUGUGGGGAAUCAGCUCUCGGGGCAGAGGCGACGGCGGGGAGGAGCGGGGGACUGAGGGAAGCGAGCGGCGGGAGAGGGCGAGCGUGUCCUUCAGCGCGCUUUCGUGCCACCUCUGGUCGUCCCCUGACCAUCGUCCCUCACUCCGCCUCGGCUCCGCCCGCCUGCAGAGCUCGCGCAGCCAGCGCAGCAGCAGCUGCCACGUGGACAAGCGCGCUGUGUGGCAGCCGCGUGCGUCAUGCGCAGGCGACAAUCAGGGCUCAAUGGCAGCGCAGGGAGCCGCCGUUACUAACGACGCACCCGAGUGGGCGGGGUCGCUGUGGGGAGUAGCAGACGACUGCGGAAUCGCUGCGCGCGUGGCGCUCUGCUGCCCGUGCGCCUUCGCGCGGCACCUGCACCGUGCGGGCUUCGGCCAUCCGUUCUUCCACGCGCUCAACCUGCUCCUCUUCCUGCUCGCCCCGCCGCUCGUCUUCACUGCAUCCGCGCGCUUCAUGACCAACCCCGCGCUGCACGCGCUCACCGUGGCGUUCGGCGUGGCGGGGGCGCUCAUGGGGCUGCUGUACGGCGGGUACUGGCGGUGGAAGCUGCGGCGGACCUUCGACCUGCCUGCGCAGACAUGGGUGUGCGGACACAAGGCGUUCUCGGAUUUCGGCACGUGGGUUGCGUGCCCCUGCUGUGCGCUGUGCCAGGAGAUGCGCACCGUGAAGGCGUACGGGCUCAGGGUUGUCGCCCCAGAUGAUGCCCAGCUGGAGGUGAUUGUAACGGGGGGCAAGGGAGAAGCUAGGAGCAGCAGCAAGGGCCGGGCUGAGCGGGACAGUGUAACAAUCUCAGUUACCACUGCACCGUGUGUCUUGAAAAUGGAGAUUGACGGUGACAGUGACAGGGCCUGUUAA